AUGGUUGACGUACAACCUCCUUCACUAUCCAAACUCAUGCGGAUGGUAGCCGAGCUACAACAAGCCAAUCAACGGGUAGCUGACAAAAACCAAAAAAUGGAUGCUCAAAUCGCUGAACUGAACCAUGUUCAGAUAGAACAUAACGACACCCAUCGCCAGCAGCCAGAGGAUAAUGAGCAUCAUUCCCAGCCCUUUCAUGUCUCAGAGACUAUCCGAGCUGAUGUAGUUCAUCCCGAGGAUGAAAAAGAAGAGUCUGAUGAACUUGUAGGACCCUUCACGGAAGAGGUGAUGAACUUCGAAUUGCCAAAGAGAUUCACCCUACCACUAACCCUCACACCUUAUGAUGGCCUCGGGGACCUGAAGAAAUUCCUCAAAAAGUUUCGAUCAACAAUGAUCGUCAACGGUGCAUCCGACACUUUUGAAGAGCACUUCGCCGGAUCCGCAAUAUAUCUGCAUGACUCUGACUAUCUGAACACUAUCAAGCAGGGGCAGAAUGAAAGUCUGAAGGACUAUAUGACUCGCUUCACCAAAGUCGCCAUCAAUAUACCCGAUCUCCAUCCCGAAGUCCAUUUGCACGCAAUCAAAAGCGGCUUCCGACCUGGAAAGUUCCAAGAAACUAUUGCGAUAGCCAAACCCAAAACCCUGGCUGAAUUCCGGGAAAAAGCCAAAGGACAAAUUGAUAUCGAGGAGCUCAGACAAGCUCGGAAGUCUGAUAAAACAAGCUACAGAGACGACGAUAAAACUCCAACUAGUAAGAAAGGUUUUAAACUAACCCCCCGUUUUGACUCUUAUACACAGUUUAACACUAAGAGGGAGGAUAUCAUCAAAGAGAUUCUAAAUUCCAAACUCAUCAAGCCACCAAGAAAGGCCGGCACCUACGAAGACACUAAGAACAACGAAGAUUCAUCCGAACAACAGUACCGAGGAAAAGAGAAGGUAGCAGCGAACAAUUAUGAAAAGCCACGAGGAGACAUUAAUUAUAUUUCAGGAGGAUACGCAAGUGGAGGCUCCUCAAACUCGGCGAGAAAAAGGUCAUUCCGAGCAAUAUGCUUGUUAGAAGGACCACAAAACAAAAUAGAAAAUCCAACACAGCUACCGCAGCUCACAUUUACACAAGCAGACUACAACUCCAGUAUACAGAACUUGGAUGACCCCGUAGUUAUAACUCUUCAGUUGGGAGACCUACUGGUCAAAAAAGUACUACUAGAUCCUGGAAGUAGUGCCGACGUCUUAUUCUACUCAGCAUUUCAAAAAAUGAAGCUCAGUAACAACAUUCUCCAGUCAACAGGAGGAGAUCUGGUCGAUUUCUCAGGUGAACGGGUCCCAAUAAUAGGGUCAGUGUGGUUACAAACCACACUGGGUGAGCAUCCUCUUUCAAAAACUUGUGAUAUUCAAUAUUUAGUUGUAGAUUGCUUCAGUCCAUAUAAUAUUAUCUUUGGCCGCCCUUUCAUAAACAAGUUCGGCGCCAUUGUUUUUACAGUUCACCUGUCUGUUAAGUUCCCUUUGCAGGACAAUCAUGUCGUCACAAUCCAUGGAGAUCAUAAGGAAGCUCGGCGCUGUUACAACAUCGGCAUGAAGUUCCAAAAUUAUUCAAAACAACAAGUUAACAAUGUCAAUCUCACACACAAUGGCUCGGCAUUAGCCGACCUAGAUCCAAGAACCGACUUUCGGGAAAGGCCAACUCCGUCCGAUGACUUACAUAGGGUAUAUUUCAACAAUGACCCUAACAAGUUCACUUUGUAG
Arachis stenosperma is the source of this 1743-nucleotide messenger RNA. RefSeq lists its product as uncharacterized. NCBI's taxonomy places the organism in Eukaryota, Viridiplantae, Streptophyta, Magnoliopsida, Fabales, Fabaceae. The coding region runs from base 1 to 1743 and encodes 580 amino acids. The transcript has 3 exons. The record is from RefSeq and is a predicted model, not a curated record.